Arabis nemorensis is the source of this 246-nucleotide messenger RNA. NCBI's taxonomy places the organism in Eukaryota, Viridiplantae, Streptophyta, Magnoliopsida, Brassicales, Brassicaceae. The record is from the annotation of a GenBank genome assembly.
AUGAGGAGCACCAAUAGUUACUCCUUUUCGAUUCUCCUAUCUUUUCUAAUUCUACCCAUCCUUUGUUCGAGGUCUUGCAGACUGGAAUGUGGAGACAUCCAGAUCCCGUUCCCCUUUGGUUGCUAUCUCGACGAGUGGUACAAAAUCGACAGUCAAACAAAUGCUACUUCAGGGAAAAAGUUUCCGCAAGAUCAACAUGGAGGUUGUGAAGAUUUCCCUUCCGUCCAGCGGAAGGUUUACUGGUGA